AUUCCCUAAAAGUAAAAUGUUGGAGGUUCCAGAUAAUAUAUCGGAAGCUAGCUUCGUGACGAGCGUCGAGGAAGCGGCUCGAGUCGACCAAUGCACGCAGACGCCUCCUUGCGGCAAGGCGCGCCCACGCACCUUGCAAAGGUACCACACUACCGACCACAUCUUCGAGCGCUCACACAGAACCCAUCGACUCAAGCACGACUCGCGCCCAAAGAGUCUAGGGCUCACUGACUCCUAUCCGUUCAUUGCGAAGCCGCCAAGCUAUGAUUACCCAAAAUUCAAGGUCAGCGUGACUGACAGCCCAACGAUCUCGGUGACCCCACCCCAUAGCUUAGAAUACGUGUGCACUAAAGGAGGGACCAGCCCCAACGGUAGUGUGACCCCUAACGGCAUGGUGUCCAACAAGUCAGCUGCUACGGUGUUGCUGAGUCCAGGGUAUCUGCAGGGGCACUGUCAAUGUAACCAGUCUAUUAAAAGUGUAAGCGAGGUAGCGCUAACGAUGCCGGUGUCUCCGGCAUGGAACGAGGAGUUGCCGCAGGGCUCCGAGGGGCUCUCGUGGCGGAGACUGCACAUGUCGCGCGCCAAACUCAAAGCCACUGCCACCACCUCGGAACUGCUGUCAGGUUUCGCGAUGGUGGCCAUGGUAGAACUUCAAAUCAACGAGCCGACGAACGUUCCAGAAUGGUUGUUCGUAAUGUUCGCAGUUUGCACGACUGUCCUCGUGGCUGUACAUAUCUUCGCGCUUAUGAUCUCUACCUACUUGCUGCCGAACAUUGACGCGGUCAGUAAGAUGGAGACGCCGAGAGCACCCGCGAGAGCGCUGCGGGACUCGCCACAUGAACGCAUGAGGGGGUUCAUUGAACUGGCUUGGGCAUUUAGUACUGUUUUAGGUCUAUUCUUAUUCCUUGUGGAGAUAGCAAUCCUCUGCUGGGUGAAGUUUUGGGACUAUUCGUUCGCAGCAGCCACGGCCGCCACUGUCAUCGUAAUACCAGUAUUAAUCGUCUUCGUGGCGUUCGCGAUUCACUUCUAUCAUUCUUUGGUGGUACAGAAGUGCGAGACUUCGGACCAAGACAUAGAACAGCUGGAAAGCAUGAAAAGAGACCUCGACACAGCAACUGUCAAAGUAAAUAUGUUUUAACGUAACAAAGUUUUGGCAGCAAAUAAAAAGACAUUUUAAUUUUAAUGCUGGCAAUUUUGUCUGGGGAAAGCCCAGACCUCAACGGUGAUAUUUUGCCCUAUUUUGUUUGUAGAGUAUUGAAGUUAUCACCAAUCGGCUAUUCCCAUGACGUAACGGAUUUGUAAUGUAGGUUAUGGCGCGAAAAUCGGCAGCCAUAUUGUUUGUUGGUGCCUAACGUUGACGACAAGCCAGUAUGUAAUUUUUAAUUGUUUUAGGUACGGUUCUUUUGUAAUAAUUGUUCCCUGUGAUAAUUGUCCUUGAAUCUUUGAUAUUAUUUCUAUGUUAGUGUGGCCGAGACGUGCGUGGCGAGCGGAGAUAUCGAAUAAAUGUAACAACGAUCUGUAAUCGAAUUAGAUACCGAUUUUUUUGACUAGGUUUUCACGAAAAAUCUCCUGACUCCAAUAUAUUGAUGUUUUAUAAAUGUAAUAUUAUUUUCUCAAGUUAUAUGUCGAAGAGCGGUCAAUGUAUUAGUUUGUGGUAAUCGAAUCUUUGAAAAUGAUCUAUGGAGGAAUCUCAAAAAAAAAUGGUUGGAUAGUUGACGCUAGACGGCACUGAAAUAGACUGACGGAUAAAUUGAAUUAAAAAGAAAACAAACUGAAUUAAAAGUGCGAUAAUCCGCUAAUGAAUCCCCACUUUAUUUUAUUCUCUAGCGUCAACUAUAUGGAUUCAUACUUUAACUUAUCUAUCUUUGUCUAUACCUACAUAAGGCUCUGGCUCUGUUUGAGUCCACAUUAGCACGUUUGUCGCUCUUCCCACGCAAAUUACAAAAUUCCAAGUGCUAAUUACUGAUGAAGGUUUGUGGACACAAACAUGAACUUUUAGUAUUCUAUGAUAAACAUUCGACCACAAAGAACAUACCUAAAUUAAGAAAAGAAUGAAGUUUCGCAAAAAGAUUGUCUAUUAUUACCCAAUUGAAUUCCUAAAACGAACGUGUAAAUAUAACGAUGUCUAAUAAGUAAAAUAAACGCUAAGUUAAGGUAUUGCUAUUUAUAAAAGUUCUUGGGAGUAUUAAAAUAUCAAAAGUACAAUGUGAAAAAGUAAAUUUUUACCUUAUGUCCGUUACAUAAGGUCCAAAAUUGUGUACUUUUGUUUGUUUUAUGUAAUUAUCUUAUGGUGCUGACUUUGUAACUGAUAUUCAGAUUAUUUGUCAAUUAAGAUCUUAUUUGUCUAGUUAUUUCAGUAAUAUAAUGUUGGAAUAUUAAAAAGAUAGGUUUCUUUCAUAUUUCCACCAAAGAGUCUUCCAGAUUUUGAUGUAAUGUACAAUUAAAAGAAGUAAUUAAUGUGUUAAACUCAUGUAGGACCAACUAUGUAAAGUGAAUGUAUGUACUCCAAACUGUUGAACCAGUAUUUAAAAUAAAGUAUAUGAUGAGAAUUAUUUAUAAGAAUAUUUUAAGAAAAAAAUAAAUGAAAUAAUUAUGUUGU
Molecule: messenger RNA, 2599 nt
Organism: Helicoverpa zea (corn earworm)
Lineage: Eukaryota; Metazoa; Arthropoda; Insecta; Lepidoptera; Noctuidae
Product: calcium release-activated calcium channel protein 1-like
Exons: 8
Coding region: 17-1138 (373 amino acids)
Biological process (GO): store-operated calcium entry
Cellular component (GO): membrane
Molecular function (GO): store-operated calcium channel activity
Source: RefSeq, a predicted model, not a curated record